Messenger RNA from Maudiozyma saulgeensis, 969 nucleotides. The record is from the annotation of a GenBank genome assembly. NCBI's taxonomy places the organism in Eukaryota, Fungi, Ascomycota, Saccharomycetes, Saccharomycetales, Saccharomycetaceae.
AUGUCAAACGAAGAAUACGAUGAUUUAGAUGAUUUGCUGAUCGAUGAAGAUCCAAGUACAUUAGACACUGAGACGAAAUCAGAUUCAGAAAAGAAUGGACCAUCAAAGCGUCAGGAGAUCGCUUCAGAGAGUAUCUCUAAGGAAGGAGACAAAAAUGAUCCGCAAGUCCAACAGAUGAUGACUGACCUUCAGAGAGAGUUUGCUAACCUUUUGAAGGAACAAGAAAACGCCGAUGGCGUUGAAGGUAGUGUAAAUAAAGAAGCCAUUGAUAAUUUCAAUAACCUCAUUGGAGCAUUGGGUAAAGCUAGUACUAGUGAAGAAGAAACUACAGCAGGAUCAAAUAAAUUAUCCUCAGAGAGUGCAAAUGAUGACCCCGAUUUUAAGAAUGUUAUAGCUAAUACAUUAGAUAGAUUAAAGGAGAGUGGAAGUAACAUUGAUUCUAACUUAAAGGAGGAGAAAGCCGCUGAACAAGGGUCAGAUGAUGUCCUUUCUCAACUUUUGAAUCAAUUAGUUGACGGUGCAGGAGAAGAAGAUGGCAUUGAUUUUAAUGAUGAUGGCAUGGAUAAUGCAAUUUUAAACAUACUGAAUCAAAUGUCCUCGAAGGAAGUAUUAUACACACCAAUGAAGGAAAUGAAAGAUGAUUUUUCAAUAUGGUUCGAAGAAAAUGAAAAGAAGGAAGAACAUCGGGAUAAGAUAGAUAUAUACAGAAAACAGUAUUCUUUGGUAGAACAACUGGUUUCUUUAUAUGAAAGAGAAGACUAUGAUAAUAAACUAUUCCAAAGCGAGAUAACUAAUUUACUUGACGAAUUAGAACAAUUGGGUGAUUCUCCUGUAGGCAAAGGUUUCAAUAAUAGUUCGGUAAAUGAUAGUGGACUCGAUGAUCUUGCUAAGAUGUUACAAGGGGGAGGGGAUGAACAAGAUAUGAAAAAUAUGGAUAAGGAUAUCGCUGAAAAUUGUCAACAGCAAUAG